Molecule: messenger RNA, 584 nt
Organism: Paramuricea clavata
Lineage: Eukaryota; Metazoa; Cnidaria; Anthozoa; Malacalcyonacea; Plexauridae
Source: the annotation of a GenBank genome assembly
AUGGCCAAUGAUGAGCUCAUCAAUAUGGAUGAUGACAUUACCAAGUUUUGUGUAUCAUGGUUUGUGUCCAGGGUUGCAGAUACGGGAAUAAAACAAGUUAUUGAUGGUUGGAACAAUCAUCCUAUUCCAGGUAAAGAAAUAUUUCCAGAAACAGUGAUUAAUAUUAUAUAUAAUAUAUUUUGGUGGGCAAUUUUGAUCAGUGUGCUCCAUCAAAUUAAUCUAAAAAGAAGCAGGCUUUGCUUUUAAAAGUUAUUUGUUUCUCUUUCGAAAUAGGAAAGGGAAUUCCAAACGAAAGAAUGCAAGCAAAUAACAAAGCAUGCCUGCUACCCACACAAGAUUUAUUACCGAGUAAGGAACAAGCUGUUGCCUUAUAUGAAAGUGAAGGAGGAAAUAUUACCCUUCCAGAAUUGUUUGGGGUUGAUCCCAUUUACGAAAACCCACAGUUGAAGAAAUUGCGUUUUGAUUCGUUUGUUGCUGCUUAUCCUAAUUUCAGUACAAUCUUUCAUGGUGUAGUGAAUGGAGAGAGCUACCUUUUCAAAGAAGGCCUUCAGUAUUUUAUAUCUUUGACAACAAAUCAACAUUAA